Messenger RNA from Drosophila montana, 837 nucleotides. Its product is annotated as probable peptidyl-tRNA hydrolase 2. Gene Ontology annotation, cellular component: cytosol; mitochondrion. NCBI's taxonomy places the organism in Eukaryota, Metazoa, Arthropoda, Insecta, Diptera, Drosophilidae. Gene Ontology annotation, molecular function: peptidyl-tRNA hydrolase activity. Bases 80 to 625 code for a protein of 181 amino acids. The transcript has 2 exons. The record is from RefSeq and is a predicted model, not a curated record.
UAUAUAUAUAUAUCGGUGCCGGUGUGCAAGCGUUGUUCACAUAUUAUACAAAGUAGAACAUAAGAAAAUAAAAUCUAGAAUGGGUGAUAAACUGUUAGACACUACACAAAUUAUAAAUGGCUUGGCUGUGAUGAUAUCAUUUUUCGUCGGUUACAAAUAUGCCCUAAAACGUGGGGAAGCGUGCGCAAAAAUUGACGACACUCCAUCAACAGAGACGCAGGAGGGAGGCGCAGCUGCUGCAAUAGCUGACAAGACUUAUGGCGGCUUUAAUGACAACUAUAAAAUGGUACUGGUCGUGCGCAACGACCUAAAGAUGGGCAAGGGAAAGAUAGCCUCCCAGUGCUCCCAUGGAGCCGUUGGAGCAUACCAAAGGGCUACGACCCGUACGCCACGCCUGCUGCGUGCCUGGGAAAACUGUGGUUGUGCCAAGAUUGCAGUUCGCGUCGAGAGCGAAGCCGAACUGAUGGCCAUCAAGCGGGCCGCGGAGCAGAGGCAACUCAACACAUGCCUCAUACGCGAUGCUGGACGCACACAAAUCGAGCCCAAUUCAAAGACUGUGCUGGCCGUUGGUCCCGCUGCGGCAAUUGACAUCGAUCGGGUGACCGGCCAUUUGAAGCUUUUGUAAUUCAAUGCCCAAUGCUUUGCAAGCUGCCUUUGCGAGUGCAGACAGAAACAUAUGAAACCCCAAUUCUCGGAAAGCAAUAUAGGAGUAUGUGGUGUGCGCAACCACAACGACGACUGUGACAUGCAAGUUAAUUUAGGAUCCAUACCUUUAUUGCGUUUAUCUGUAAACUGAGCUAUUACAUAUUAAAUUCUUUAUGAAGCUUUUUUAAUUGA